GACUGGCCACACCCCUGCAUUCCCGCGGGAUGCGGUGGAGCCGCGGGCACGGCGUGGGGGCGGAUCCCGGGCCCGGGGUCGCCCCUGUGCCCCGCGCUGCCCCGUCCACGCGCGUUCCCACGCAGCGCUCCCGUGUCCCGGCCGCUGCCGUGCGCUUCCUCCCGGCCGCGCCCCCCUCCUGCCGCCCCGUGGCCCCGACGUGUCCCUCACCGUGACCUUCCCCCUCUGCCCGUGUCUGUUUGUCUUUCCAGCCCAGCUCAUAGCCGGUCACUGGCACCGGGUGUUGACUCAGCGCUGGCCACCAGUCACCGCCGCUGUCCCAUCCCCGCGGCCCCCGGGCCGGGCUCCGGCUGCUGAUAAUGCUCGGGACUCGGCGAGGAGGUGGCAGAGGUGACCAGACCCGCUCUGGUGACGGUUGGGGUCUCAGCCCGCCAGCAAAGGGACCUGCCAUGGCGUUGGCAUUGUCCUACUGUGUCCUCCUGCUGCUCCUGCCGGCCCUGGGCCGCACCGGGGGACCUGGCCCCGUCCUUGUCAACCGCCCCUUCAUCACCGUCUGGAACAUCCCCACCGAGCGCUGCGCCACGGAGCACAAUGUCACUCUCAACCUGGAGAUCUUCGAUGUGUUGGCCAACGACCAGCAGUCCUUUUCCGGGCAGGACAUCACCCUCUUCUACACCAAGGAGCUGGGGGACAUGCCCUACUACACACCUGAUGGGGUGCCAGUGAAUGGGGGGCUCCCCCAAAAUGCCAGCCUGCAGGCCCACCUCCACGCGGCCACCCAGGAUAUCAAGGUCAUGCUGCCCAGCCCUGCCUACAGCGGGCUGGCCGUCAUCGACUGGGAGAAGUGGCGACCGCUGUGGAUCCGCAACUGGGACUCCAUGGACAUCUACCGGCAGAAGUCAGAGGAGCUGGUGCAGCAGCAGCACCCAGAGUGGUCCUUCAAGAUGGUGGAAGAGAAAGCCAAGCAGCAGUUUCAGCAGAGCGCCCGUGACUUCAUGGAGCAGACCCUGAAGCUGGGCGAGACCCUCCGUCCCAAUGGCUACUGGGGUUUCUACGGCUUCCCUGACUGCUACAACAAUGACUUUAAGAGCUUGUCCUACACCGGGAUGUGCCCAACCGUGGAGCAGCAGAGGAACAAGGAGCUGUCGUGGCUCUGGAAGAGUAGCAGGGCACUCUAUCCCAGCAUCUACCUGCCCUCCUGCCUUAACGGCACCAACAAGGUGCUCACCUACGUCCGGCACCGCGUCGCCGAGGCCUUUGCUGUUCAGCGUGGUGUCCUUGAUGGUGGCAUCCCUGUUCUGCCCUACUCCCAGAUCACCUUAGACAACACUGUCGAUUUCCUCUCCCAGGAGGACCUGAUGAACACCAUUGGGGAGAGCGCAGCUCAGGGCGCUGCUGGCAUCGUCCUCUGGGGCAGCCUCGUCUACAGCGCGUCCAAGGAGUCGUGCCUGAAGCUGAAGGACUACAUAGAAGGGCCCCUGGGCCACUACGUCGUCAACGUGACGGCCAGCGCUGAUCUGUGCAGCCAGAGCCUGUGCUCCGGCCAGGGCCGCUGUGUGCGCCGGGAGAACACGCAGGGCUUCCUUCACCUUGACCCCUCCCGCUUCUCCGUCGACCUGCAAGCUGGUAAACCCUGGCUGGUGGCACAGAGCCUGGAGACCGUCGGUGACGCCUCCCGGCUGGCCGAGGAAUUCACCUGCCAGUGCUACGGCACGUGGCAGGGGCCGCGCUGCAACACCCAAAGCUUCACUGAGUGACCUCCUGCCCGUGCUGGGGACACCAAGGUGAGCAGGGUGACCACCCUGCACCCCAGCACCUUUGCCGUGGGGUUGGGAACCCAACCACGGGGCUGCUAAUAAAACCA
Molecule: messenger RNA, 1864 nt
Organism: Cuculus canorus (common cuckoo)
Lineage: Eukaryota; Metazoa; Chordata; Aves; Cuculiformes; Cuculidae
Gene: HYAL1
Product: hyaluronidase 1
Exons: 3
Coding region: 360-1757 (465 amino acids)
Biological process (GO): hyaluronan catabolic process; carbohydrate metabolic process
Molecular function (GO): hyalurononglucosaminidase activity
Source: RefSeq, a predicted model, not a curated record